GCUGUGUUAGCGCCGACGAUCCAUACUGAACCAAACGUAGUGAAUGGAAAAACGCACGUUCAUUAAUUUCCAAGAACAAGGACCUUGCGCGGCUGAUAAAGCGCUGAACAUGGGAAUGUGCCCCAGUCCAAAGUACAAAGCUCAUACUCGACCCGUAUUUGGUGUGCUUGCACCUGCGUUCGACCGGAUCCGAUGGCAACCGCUUUAGUUAUCAACUUGCUUCUCGCCCCCAAUGUUUAUUCAGCGCCCAUCCCCCAUCCCAAUGUGACUUAUUUCGUGCAAAAUGUAUCUGAUGGUUGCAACGAUCUCCAGAAUUGCCGAACGAUGUGGGGCAUCGUGUAUAGCUGUCUCCUUGCCAUCUUUGCUUGCGUUUGGACGGCAGCGCACCCAAAUGUACCAGGGCCCAAUGAUAGUAUCUGGGCGUUCAAGUCGCCCACAUUUAAGUCGCGCUUUGCCAUGGUGAUGGGUUCACUGCUUUCACCGGAGGUUAUUCUGGCGCUCGCAUGGCGCCAAUUCUUGUUGUCUUGGAGAAUAUCCAAAAAGUGCAAGAUGGUUGAAGGGUGGACCCUGACGCAUUCAUACUUUGUCGUCAUGGAUGGUUUCCGAGUCGACCCGGUACUAGAAUUGCCGGUGGACCUAAAUGACUUGCAGAAAUAUCCUGCCAUAAUCGAGAAGACGGGGAAUACUAGGAAGGCCGCAAUAACAAAGAAACAAAUUCUUGACAGAAGCAAAGGGGACCCAUUUUCCAAAUUUAUCAUUGUCGUUCAGCUGCUAUGGUUUAUCACUCAAUACGUCGGACGGUGGGCAAGCCAUUUACAAAGAUCGCAACUGGAGACAAUGACGCUCGCGUACGCGGCAUUAUGCGUCUUUCUUUAUGUGUUGUGGUGGCAUAAACCCGUUAACAUUCAAUUCCCAAUCCAUGUGAUGGAAGAGUCCCCUUCCGUUCCUCCGACUUCCGAGACAAAUGUCGAUGAACCGACACCUAAAACGGAGACUGAUGCAGAUCCAAUGUCCGUGCAAGUGUCUGAGCCCAAGGAUAUGGAAGUCAUGUCGAUGUUUAUAGUCACUGGGAUGAUCUUUGGGGGAAUCCAUUGCCUUGCAUGGUCAUUCCCCUUUCCGACCCACACGGAGAUGAUUUUAUGGCGAGUUUCAGCAAUAUAUAUUACAGUCGCUCCUGUCUUUAUAACGUUGGCCGGAUGGCUUAGUGAUCAUGUUGAUGAUGAUUUGGGUAUGAUGAUAAUGGUACUUCUUUUACUUGUUUAUGCCGUUGCGCGGGUCAUCCUCCUUGUUCUCACCCUCAGUUCUUUGCGUUCACCUCCGCCUAGUCUAUACCAAACCCCGUCUUGGUCAUCAUUCCUCCCGCACUUUGGAUAGCUGUGUAUGUACCGCGCUUCGGGUGUUUUAUGUACUGCGGGAUAGCCCAUGUUUACA
This is a messenger RNA of Cantharellus anzutake, 1431 nucleotides long. RefSeq lists its product as uncharacterized. The record is from RefSeq and is a predicted model, not a curated record. Bases 193 to 1374 code for a protein of 393 amino acids. Lineage: Eukaryota; Fungi; Basidiomycota; Agaricomycetes; Cantharellales; Hydnaceae. The transcript has 2 exons.